AUGUCGUACAACCCGCGCAUGAGCAUCAUCCCCCCGACGCAAACCCAGUCGCGAACCCGCAAGAAAGAAGAUGAAGCCGACGCGUUCAUGCGCCUCCCCGACAAGGAGAUUGUCGGGUGCAUAACAGACAUCGGCAUCCCCUUCACUGUUGCAGAUCUCCAGAAGCCCAACCCUCUCCAAGUCCAGAUGAUCUUCGAAUGGUUCGCCGAGCUGCUCCUCAACGCGACGAGGGACACGGUCGAGCCCGCCAUGCGCGCCGCCGCCGAGGACAUCUGCGGCGAGUACUCCGACGUCGUCCCCCCGGACACCCGCAACCUGAUGGGCUUCUACGUCUCCCUCCGUGGUCUGCUUGCCGAGUGUGGUGUGCAGGACUUUAGCUUCAAUGAUCUUUACAAGCCGUCGUACGACCGCCUCGUCAAGAUCUUCAGCUACCUCAUCAACUUUGUGCGCUUCCGCGAGUCGCAAACCAGCGUCAUCGACGAGCACUUCAACAGGGCGGAGACGACCAAAUCCCGCAUCGAGAGCCUGUACUCGGAGAACCAAGAGAUGGAGUCGCGCCUCGUCGACAUGAAGCGCAAUCGCAAGGCUAUGGAAGCCCAGGUGCGCGAGAAGACGACGCGCAACGAGGAACUGAAGCAGAGGCUUCUGGAACUGCGUCGCAACCAGGAGCGCGUGGCGGCUCGUUUAGAAGACGCCAAGGUCAAGAAGACAGAGCUCACAACAGCACUGGAAGAGAAGACGGCGCAGAAGCUAGGCAUGAAGCAAGACUGCACGAAGCUGCGGCCCUACGUCAUGCAGAGCCCCUCGACGCUGCAGGCCACCCUCACGGAGCUGAGCAACACGCUCAACAGCGAAAAGGCGCAUAUCGAGGCCCUCGACCGCCGCUCCCGUGCGCUACAGACUUCGGCCGAUUCAUUCUCGGUCGUUUCCACGGACGUGGCCUCCUGCAUCAAGGUGCUCGACGAGAUCGGCGUCGAGCUGGCCAAGGAGGAGGAGGAGAACCUGAAGAAUGUUAAGCAGCGGGAUGCUCUAUCGGAGCGCGGUAACAACGUGCGAGAAGUCGAGCGGACCGAGGCGCUGCUGCAGCGACAGCUGCUCAAGUGGAAUGAGCGUACCGAAAAGCUCCGCGAGCAGAGUUCCACCAAGGCACAGGAGGCCAAGGAGAAGAUGGAGGAGCUCCGUGCCGUCCACCGCAAGCUGACGGAAGAGCGGACGGACAAGGGCAAGGAUAUCGAGAGGCGGCGUGUCCGCAUCGAGCAGACCGAGAAGAAGAUGCUGGACCUCAAGGAGAACAUCGAGAACGAGAUCCACAGCGCCUACGACGAGUUUCUCAAGAUGGACUCCCAUAUCAAACUUUACAUCACCGAGAUGGAGCAGGCCCUCUAA
Molecule: messenger RNA, 1386 nt
Organism: Colletotrichum higginsianum IMI 349063
Lineage: Eukaryota; Fungi; Ascomycota; Sordariomycetes; Glomerellales; Glomerellaceae
Product: Nuf2 family protein
Exons: 2
Coding region: 1-1386 (461 amino acids)
Biological process (GO): attachment of mitotic spindle microtubules to kinetochore; kinetochore organization; mitotic spindle organization
Cellular component (GO): kinetochore; Ndc80 complex
Molecular function (GO): protein-containing complex binding
Source: RefSeq, a predicted model, not a curated record